CAGGGCUGAAGCUGAGCAGGCAGUUAAAGGAGAAACAAAGGUUACUGCUUCAAUGCUCGGGAUAUCUGAGGACAUCUGGCAGAAAACAAUCAAAACUUUACAAACAUCUUCUUCUACUUCAUCUUCAACUCUGAGUGAUUCAUCUCUCCAAUCCCAAACCGGAUUUGCUUCAAUUCAAGGAUCACAAGCUGCCUUUGGCACUCAAGGACAAAAGUUUCAAGGAACUCAAGCUGCCUUUGGCACUCAGGAACAAAAUUUUCAAGGAAUCCAAGCUUCCUUUGGAACUCAAAAUUCUCAAGGAACUCAAGCUGCGUUUGGAACUCAAGGGCAAAAGUUUCAAGGAACUCAAGCUGCCUUUGGAACUCAGGGACAAAAUGUUCAAGGAACACAAGCUGCCUUUGGCACUCAAAAUUCUCAAGGAACCCAAGCUGCCUUUGGAACUCAAGGACAAAAGUUUCAAGGAACUCAAGCUGCCUUUGGCACUCAAAAUUCUGAAGGAACCCAAGCUGUUUUUGGCGCUCAAAAUUCACAAGGAAACCAAGCUGCCUUUGGAAUUCAAGGACAAAAGUUUCAAGGAACUCAAGCUGCAUUUGGAACUCAGGGACAAAAUUUUCAAGAAACCCAAGCUACCUUUGGAACUCAAAAUUCUCAAGGAAACCAAGCGGCCUUUGGAAUUCAAGAACAAAACACCCUUGGAACACAAGCUGCCUUUGGAAUUCAGGGACAAAAUGUUCAAGGAACACAAGCUUCCUUUGGAGUUCAAAAUUCUCAGGGAAACCAAGCUACUUUUGGAAGUCAAGGUCAAAGUACCCUUGGAACACAGGCUGCCUUUGGAAUUCAAGGACAAAACAUCCUUGGAACGUCAGGGCAAACCUCUUUUGAAACGAAUGGAGGGUUUCCUUCCGGUCAAUCUAAUUUCCAACAAGGGUCUGGGUUCAGUUCACAGGCUGGGUCCUCUUUUUCAGAUUCCUCGCUAGUAUUGGGUGGCGGUCAACUUUCUUCUCAGGAUCUUGUUUCACAAAUAAUAUUCGCUCUCAGGCCACAGAUAUCAUCAGCUGUACAAUCCGCAGUACAGCAGUCCUCAGCAACCGGAAACAGAUUCAUUGAACAAAAUGGCGUCAAGCGAUUUAAAACUGUCUCCAGUGGCAUUCAGUCGUCUUCGUUUGAUUCUGCGCGUCUAGUUGCUCAAAUUGUCGAGCAGCUGAGACCUCAAAUUUCAACUGCCGUUAAUAGUCUCGUGUAAAUAAAGUUUAUUGAUGACAAAUAAAUGACCAAAAUUAAA
This is a messenger RNA of Eurytemora carolleeae, 1282 nucleotides long. Its product is annotated as nucleoporin NUP116/NSP116. NCBI's taxonomy places the organism in Eukaryota, Metazoa, Arthropoda, Copepoda, Calanoida, Temoridae. The record is from RefSeq and is a predicted model, not a curated record. The transcript has 5 exons. The coding region runs from base 53 to 1243 and encodes 396 amino acids.